Hirsutella rhossiliensis is the source of this 603-nucleotide messenger RNA. RefSeq names its product shikimate kinase domain-containing protein. The transcript is spliced from 2 exons. The record is from RefSeq and is a predicted model, not a curated record. Gene Ontology annotation, cellular component: cytoplasm. The coding region runs from base 1 to 603 and encodes 200 amino acids. Gene Ontology annotation, molecular function: gluconokinase activity. NCBI's taxonomy places the organism in Eukaryota, Fungi, Ascomycota, Sordariomycetes, Hypocreales, Ophiocordycipitaceae.
AUGUCCUCUUUCGAGACGGUACCUUCGGCAGCUGAGGCCCAGACAAACGGUCGAGGACAAAAACACCACCACAUAUGGCUGGUUUCGGGCCCGGCUGGGUGCGGCAAGACAACAUUGGCCGAGUACCUGGAAGAUGCGCUCGAGAUGCCCUAUAUUGAAGGCGAUUUGUACCACACCCAAGCCAACGUAGAAAAGAUGCGUAGCGGCAUCCCGUUAACAGACGCAGACCGCUGGGACUGGCUUAUCGUACUCCGCGACGAGUUUAUGCGACAAGUCGAAGGAGGGUCCGAGGGCGUCGUUGUGACUUGCUCAGCCCUUAAGCGCAAGUAUCGGGAUGUGAUCCGAGUCGCGGUGUGCUACAACCACAACAUACUUGUUCACUUCCUAUUCUUGGACGCGCCCGCGGAGGUGCUGCUCCACCGGGUCACGAAGCGGCAGGACCACUACAUGAGACCCGAUAUGGUUCAGAGUCAGCUUGAUAUCCUCGAAUGGCCUACCGAGGACGAGAGGGAUAUGGUCACUAUUGAUGGGAGCCGUAGCAUCGAAGAGGUCAAGCAGUACGUUUGGGCAUGGGUGUCUGACAUUACAAAGGCAGACCACUAA